This is a messenger RNA of Nothobranchius furzeri (turquoise killifish), 2293 nucleotides long. It is a transcript of the gene fsip1, whose product is annotated as fibrous sheath interacting protein 1. The record is from RefSeq and is a predicted model, not a curated record. Lineage: Eukaryota; Metazoa; Chordata; Actinopteri; Cyprinodontiformes; Nothobranchiidae.
CAGAAGUUAAUAUUAGCCUGAGUGUGUCAACAUUUAAAUGCUGCAGAGGAAAUGUCAAUGACUGUAAAGGAAGUACAUGCAUGGGUGCGUCAUGCCAGAGGUACGUUUUGCAGCACAACACCUUAAAAAAGGAAAGUCAGCUGAAAAGUCGCUUUGCAAACGUUUGCUGCUCAGGGUAUUUCUUGCAGCUAUAUAGACAAAUAUCUGUUUGUUAUAGAUUUAAUGAGAAAUUAAGUUAUGGAAAUUAUUAGAGGUAGUUUGGAUGACAUUUCUCGACCUUCAUCUAGUGAGAAAAUGAGCCGUGUGUCCAGAGUUCUUCCUACCACACCAUUUGAACUUGGUGUUUUGACCAACGGUCCUGCUGAUAACAAGAAGCACAUCUAUUCCCAAAAAUCAACAAUGUCCUCAUCUAAAGAUUCUGACAAAGAUCCAUCUCCCACUGAGGUUACAGAGGAUGAGGAUUCAGAGCUGCAGAAAGCUUAUGAUGAAAUGAGGCGACUUGAUGAAGUGCUGUCUGCAGAAAUCUACAAGUUAAAGCAAAUCCGUCAGCAGAGGAAAGCGCUUCAAGCAAAACUCUGGCUAAAAUUCCUGAAAGAAACACAAAAGCACUCAGAAUGUGCACUGGAAGCUUUAAACACAGAGCGGUUCUUGGCUUUAGAAGCAUCUAUGGGUGCUGCUGAAGAGGAGAACUUUGUCUUAUUGUUUGAAACUCAGGUUCCUGACUGGCAGCAGGAUGCAGACAAACAAGACAGUAAGCAAAGUGAACAGAGGUCAGACGGCCCGACUACAUUGCAUAGAGGAAGUGAUGAAGAUGUUGAGGAUAAACAAUUUCAAAUCACUAAAAGUUUCAAAGGCAACAAUAAACAGACAGACUUCAUCAAGAGGAACAUUGAGCUAGUAAGCAGUGAGGUGGGCCAAGUGCUUUUGACUCCUAGUGAAAAACAACGUCUGGCUCUGCUCCUCUGUGAAUUAGAUGAAGAAGAAGAGGACAGUGCCAAAGGCACAGACAGUGAGGCUGUGUGGACUGCAUCAGCUCUGACAGGCCAAGGUUACACCCCCGAGCCCUUGGUUCUGGAGCAACUGAUGGAGAUUGACUCUAAAAUCCACCUUCUUGUUUCUGAUGAAGAAUUGAUCUCUCUGCAAAGUUUUUUCAAAAACAUGAGCGUAUUUCAGGGCCUCGGCUCCGAGGCUAGCUGGAAGUGGGAUAUGGACUGGCAGCCAGGAGAGAAGGCCCUGCGGGAUAUAAAGGAAAGGAGAGAGCAGGAGACGCGACUCCUGGAGAUUCAAGGGCAGCUGGAGCUCCUGGGCCUCAGCCAGGAGAUUAAUGAGAUGGUGACUGUCUGUGAAGACUCUUCUACAGAAAGAGUCACUGAAUCAGGAGCCACAUUGCCUGCUGGAUUAACAUCAGCUGACAGAAUCCAGGACCAGGACCACCAGGGAUGAGAUGCAACGUCAGGGGACAGUUAACGACAACAAACCUGGCCCGUUUAGGGCUUCUGUCAGUUCUAAUUGUAUAAUUAGUGAUAAUUUCAGUCUUAAAUUAGCAAAAAUAUAAAUACAUAUAUACAUGAGUUUUGUAAGAAAACAACAUCAGAAAAAAACUGAUCUAAAUUUUGAUAAAUCAUGGAUUCAAGCUUAUGCAGCUGGAUGUAAAUUUAAAAAUGUGUCUUGUGAAAAGCUGUAAAAAUGAUCAAUUAAAGGUAAAGGAUCAGUAGAAUACUGUCUAUUUACGACUUAAAACUGUUCUUUUUACCUCUAUACAGCAAAUUAAACUCUGCUGGGGCUCACAAUGGCCCAGGAGGCCUGAAAUGUAGCCUAACUCAACCUCUUAAAUUAGACCUCCAGUGAAAAGACUGGAUUUCUCUGCUCACUUGGUCAGGAUAUGAAAAUGCAAUGAGCUGCUUGCCGAUUGGCUGGUCAAACCAAAUGGCUCCACAGCAUUACAUGAAGCUAUAAUUCUGUAAGCCACGGCCAACUUGCAUAUAUUGCGGAUGCUGAGUGGGUUGGGAAAUGCAGAUGUAAGGAGGCGUGGCUUGCUUAUUACAUUCCAUGCUGUAGUACUUUUUUAAAACACAGAGCAGUUUUGUUUACCUGUUUUCCCGCUACGUUUCGUUUGCGGCUGCAAACUUCCUCAGGCUGAUGCUAAUGGUGGUAUCACUUCCUUCUCCGUUUAUCUGCGGGCAGCAGAGGACGUCGUCGCCCUCUGCUGCCCGCUCUCCCCUAAACUAAAGGAGAUUACAAUAGAACUUAUUUAGCCGUGCACCCCCUUCUAUGUGCCGACCAUGUCGACGCA